Messenger RNA from Dermacentor andersoni, 1785 nucleotides. Its product is annotated as neprilysin-2-like. Gene Ontology annotation, biological process: protein processing. Lineage: Eukaryota; Metazoa; Arthropoda; Arachnida; Ixodida; Ixodidae. Gene Ontology annotation, molecular function: metalloendopeptidase activity. The record is from RefSeq and is a predicted model, not a curated record. Gene Ontology annotation, cellular component: plasma membrane.
CCUGCUCUGGGCUCGACUCGCACUAGCUGCUCGUCGAGACGACACGGCACAGAGAACGUGUGAGUCCAAGCCACCGGCCACUCUGCUGCCUCGUCCUGGUACUUUGCUUUCCACUGCCUCCCGCCACCCAUUCGGGAAGCCCAUACCAGGACGACCGCAGUGACCGCGCUACGGGGCUUGGGACUCGGGAGCACUCUCCUUCGCCGUCGGGUGGGCCACGGAGCAAGCAGCCACGCUGGAGGAAGACGGGGACGACAUGCAGGCGGCCAGCGCGCUGUCGUGGUGCGCGACCAACGUGAGUCCGUACGUGGCGACGCUGGUGGCGAGCCUGGCGUACGCCAGCCUGUACGCGCUGGUGCCGCACCUGGUGACCACGGUGGUGGCGCCGCGCUGCUUCGCGCCCGACUGCUACGACUUCCCCAACGAGCUGGCCAUGGCCAUGGACGCCAGCGUGGACCCGUGCACCGACUUCUACCAGUUCUCGUGCGGCCGAUGGAGCAAGGUGCACCCGGUGGACACGAACCAGUUCACGAGCCUGCAGCGCAAGAUCUUCUUCAGCCUGUACACAGACAUCCGGCGCCAGCCGAGCUUGGCGCAGAGCCGCUCGGGCGAGAAGUCGGCGCAGGCUCUGCGCAUGUGCGAGGACAUCUUCGCGAACCGCGAGGAGAACCUCGAAGGGCUGCGCGCGUUCCUCGGCGACCACGGCCUGGGCUGGCCCGACGCGCCGCUCGAGUCGGCUGAGUUCAACGUGCUCGACACGCUCGUCGGGCUCAGCCUGGAGUCCGACGUGCACGUCUUGUUCCAGGUGAAACUGGUGCCCAACUUCAGGCAGGACGACCGCCUCAUCCUGUCGCUGAGCCAGAACCAGGGGCUCAUGCUCUGGUUCCAGCACCGGGCGCUGCACCUGCCGGGCGCCGCCCUGGGCAAGAUGCUGCUGCAGCUCGCCGCCGCGCUGGGCACCGCGGGACAGGACUACACGUCGCUGGUCGAGGACAUGGUCCAGAUGGACACCGACCUCAUGUCCAUGUACUUCGAGUACAAAGAGAAGGACCUCAUCGGCUACUCGCAGUUCCAGGUGUGGCAUCCCCGUCGCUGUCAAAGACGUCAUCUCUAGAGCCAGCUAAGAACGCCAGAGACCAGUUGAGAGGUUGUGCCGGAUCACGCCUCACAAAAAAGCUUUCUUCAGCGCAAGACUGAAACAGGCAUCACACUCAGGAGAACGGCCAACUUUGAGCAGUUCAUGUUAUUCGAAACUAGACUUCUUGGCAGAAAUCAGGACGUCUUUCUUUCUUUUUUGCUCAGUAAAUAAAUAUUGCUACUAAAGUCACAGAUCCGAACACCACAGCGAAAUAUAAAGAACGGGCGCCAUUUUACAAUGUCGCAGUUACUAGCUGCCACAUUGCCUUGCGCCAUCUUAAAGUUUGAGAAGAGCCAGCUUGCUCAACAGUGCGAGUUGCUAAAAUACAAGCACUGAUAUAAAUUUUCAUACGCACACGGCUUGCAAAUGCCCUAGCGUUCUCUUAGUAGUGCGAAUGCCUCCAGAGCGCUUUCAAUCUACCAGUGAGUGUAUACCGCGCAUAGGUACUGGCAUUGUUCAGAACCACCGCUUAGAAGCAUGAAUUACACCGACUGCACUGCGGAAAACUAUGUCGUUUGAAGAUCUCUUUUGCGGUUCAGGUAAGAAUGAGCACACUUAAGCAGGCACAGGUUUGCUGCUUCGAAUGUAUUUUGACUAGCGCUCACACAAGCAUAGAGCCUCCAUGCGUUUGUGCUGUUUACAGCACG